This is a messenger RNA of Psylliodes chrysocephalus, 1025 nucleotides long. Lineage: Eukaryota; Metazoa; Arthropoda; Insecta; Coleoptera; Chrysomelidae. The record is from the annotation of a GenBank genome assembly.
GUUGUAACAAGGGGCAGAUAGUAACGUUACCCGUAGCAACCAACAGAAUAAUACAGGACUACGAUUUCGUGUAUCAACUAUCAACCUGAAUUCUUCAGAUCUUCAGUAGCUCUCGAAGUGCGGAGGUGUUAGAACGUCGCGUUUUCAACCGAUACGUAAAAUACGUUUAUUUAAUUGCCAAAGUAACUUUUUAAGAUUUAUUAGCUAGCAGAAGUUCAACAUUCCCUUAAAAAGAUGGUUCUGUCUAUGGAAAGAUGGGUCAAUAAAGUAGCAAUAGUCACAGGAGCUAGUGCUGGUAUAGGGGCUGCAAUUGCAAAACAAUUGGUAGAAGAAGGAAUUGUGGUAGUUGGAGCUGCUAGAAGAGUUGAACUGAUAGAAGAAUUAGCUAAGACUUUAGGUGAUAAAAAAGGUAAACUGCAUGGUUACAAAGUUGAUCUCUCCAAAGAGCAAGAAAUUAGAGAACUUUUUAAAUGGACUACUGAAAAUUUAGGGCCCGUACAUAUUCUUAUUAACAAUGCAGCUAUACAUGUCAGGAAUGACUUCAUCGAUGAAGAUAUAGAUGCCUGGAAAUUAACUUUGGAUGUAAAUGUACUAGGAUUAUCCAUAGCUACAACCUUAGCAAUAAAAAUUAUGAAAGAACAGAAAAUUGACGGUCACAUUAUUCAUAUUAACAGUAUUACUGGGCAUUAUGUACCUCAGUUAUCCUUUCAUAAUAUGUACCCUGCAUCUAAACAUGCUGUAACAGCUUUAACUGAAACAUUUAGACAGGAUAUAAACAAAUUAAAUUUGAAAAUCAAAGUGACGAGUAUUAGUCCAGGAGCAGUAGAUACUCCCAUUUUUGAUGAAAAAAUCCGUCAAAAUCCAGAUUUUCAAAACCUAAUAGGCCAAAGAAUGUUAAAGCCUGAAGACAUAGCUGAUGGAGUGGUUUAUGUGUUAUCUACACCGCCUCAUGUACAGGUUCAUGAAUUGACCAUUAAACCUGUAAAUGAGAAAUUUUAAUUAAUUUUCGUUUUAUAUGGAACUUC